UUUUUGGUUAGAGCCCAAAUACAAUACAAUACUACAAAAGAAAGAGAGACAAAACACGAAGCGCCAACGCCAACGCCAACGAAGAAGAAAGAAAGCAAAAAAAAAUCCCCAAACCCUCUUCGCGCCCUAACCUGCUAUCUAUUCCUAUACACAACACUCACACACACACACUCUCUCUCUCUCUCUACACUCUAUACAUCAUUGCAUUUCUGAGUGAGAGAGAGAGAGUGAUCGUUCCGGAAUCACUCAAUUAUGAGUCAGCCUCCUCCGCCAAUCGCUCCGGCGCCGCCGCCGUCUACCGUCGGAGGAGGCGGAGUCCAGGUUCGAUGUGCCGGUUGCAAACUGAUCUUGACGGUGGCGCCUGGCGUGACGGAAUUCGUGUGUCCGACUUGUCAAUUGCCCCAGAUGCUUCCUCCGGAGCUCAUGAAAGUCCAAUUCAAGACCGCCGCCGCCGCCGCCACGACGACUACGCCGCCUCCACCGCAGCUGCCUUCUCCUCCUCCUGCGGUUCCUCCCUCUUACUCUCCGUCUCUGCCUCCGCCUCUGAUUCUCCCCGCGCCUCCUUCGUCGCAGCCGCAGCAACACGUGCCGGCGCACGGCAUCGAUCCGACGAAGAUCCAGGUGCCGUGCGCUCACUGCAAGGCCAUUCUCAAUGUCCCUCAUGGCUUGGCCAGGUUCACUUGCCCUCAGUGCAACGUUGACCUCGCUGUCGAUUUGUCCAAGCUCAAGCAGUUCUAUCAACCUCGCCAGACUCCGCCUCCGCCUCCGCCUCCCGAGGAAAUCAACGAGGUAGCCAUUGAAGUAGAGCGAGAAGAAGAUGAAGGUGGCUUGGUGGGAGAGACGUUCACAGACUAUCGCCCUCCGAAACUAUCUAUUGGCCCUCCCCAUCCAGAUCCUAUUGUGGAGACAUCAUCCUUAUCUGCAGUUCAGCCACCUGAGCCGACUUAUGAUCUGACAAUCAGAGAUGACUUGGAAAGCUCCAAAGCUUUGUCAUGUUUGCAAAUUGAGACAUUGGUCUAUGCUUGUCAGAGACACCUCCAGCACCUUCCCACUGGUACUAGGGCGGGAUUCUUUGUCGGAGAUGGAGCUGGUGUGGGUAAAGGCCGAACAAUUGCAGGUUUAAUAUGGGAAAACUGGCACCAUGGGAGGAGGAAAUCAUUGUGGAUUUCUGUUGGUUCAGACUUGAAGUUUGAUGCUAGAAGAGACUUGGAUGAUGUGGGAGCAAAUUGUAUUGAAGUGCAUGCUUUGAACAAGCUGCCUUAUUCUAAGCUUGAUUCAAAGUCCGUUGGGGUCAAGGAGGGAGUUGUAUUUUUGACAUACAGCAGCCUCAUAGCAUCUUCUGAGAAAGGUCGGUCUCGUCUGCAGCAGCUUGCGCAGUGGUGUGCAUCAGGAUUUGAUGGUCUUGUCAUAUUUGAUGAGUGCCACAAAGCCAAAAAUUUGGUACCGGAAGCUGGAAGUCAGCCAACACGUACGGGUGAAGCAGUUCUUGAUCUGCAGGCUCGACUUCCUGAAGCUCGUGUUGUUUAUUGCUCAGCAACUGGUGCAUCUGAACCACGCAAUAUGGGUUAUAUGGUCCGCCUUGGUCUUUGGGGAGCUGGAACAAGUUUCAUAGAUUUCCGUGAUUUUCUGAAUGCUCUUGAAAAGGGUGGUGUUGGAGCAUUGGAACUUGUUGCCAUGGACAUGAAAGCAAGGGGGAUGUAUGUAUGUCGUACACUUAGCUACAAAGGAGCAGAGUUUGAAGUUGUUGAAGCACCAUUAGAAGAUGAAAUGAUGGAAAUGUAUAAAAAGGCUGCAGAGUUUUGGGCAGAGUUACGCGUGGAAUUGCUGUCAGCAAGUGCGGUUCUUUCAAAUGAGAAACCUAAUAGUCAGUUGUGGCGAUUAUAUUGGGCAAGCCAUCAGCGUUUCUUUAGACAUAUGUGUAUGUCAGCUAAGGUGCCUGCUACUGUAAGACUAGCUAAGCAAGCAUUGAAUGAAGAUAAGUGUGUGGUGAUUGGCCUUCAGAGUACUGGAGAGGCACGGACUGAGGAAGCUGUGACAAAAUAUGGUCUUGAACUAGAUGAUUUUAUUUCGGGACCUCGAGAACUAUUGCUAAAAUUUGUGGAGGAAAAUUAUCCUUUGCCAGAAAAGCCUGAACCUGUCCAAGGAGAGGAAAGUGUAAAGGAGCUUCAACGGAAAAGACACUCAGCGACUCCCGGUGUCUCAAUAAAAGGGAGGGUUAGGAAAGUUGCAAAAUGGGAACCUGCAAGUGAUGGUGAAAGUGAUGAAGAAUCUGAUACUGAUUCUGCUCAUGAAUCUACUGAAUCUGAUGAUGAGUUUCAGAUUUGCGAUAUUUGCAAUCUUGAAGAGGAUAGGAAGAAAUUGCUUCAAUGUUCCUGUUGUUCCCAACUGUUCCAUCCUGCUUGUUUAGUCCCACCUGUCACGGAAAUAGUAAUCGGAGAUUGGUCAUGUCAUUCAUGCAAGGAAAAAACAGAAGAAUAUCUUCAAGCAAGACAUGCCUAUCUAACCGAACUUUUAAAGAGGUAUGAAGCGGCUAUGGAGCGUAAGACCAAAAUUUUGCAGAUUAUUCGUUCUUUGGGUCUUCCAAACAAUCCUUUAGAUGACAUUAUUGAUCAGCUUGGAGGGCCUGAAAAAGUGUCAGAAAUUACAGGGAGGCGAGGCAUGCUUGUAAGGGCUGCUAGUGGAAAAGGUGUAACUUACCAAGCACGGAACACAAAAGAUGUCACAAUGGAGAUGGUCAACAUGCAUGAGAAGCAGCUCUUCAUGGAUGGUAAGAAAUUGGUUGCCAUCAUUUCUGAAGCGGGGUCGGCUGGUGUUUCUUUGCAGGCAGAUAGAAGAGCCACAAAUCAGAAAAGAAGGGUGCAUUUGACACUAGAACUUCCAUGGAGUGCUGACCGAGCAAUUCAACAGUUUGGAAGAACUCAUCGGUCAAAUCAAGCCUCAGCGCCUGAGUACAGGCUACUCUUCACUAAUCUAGGCGGAGAGCGCAGAUUUGCAUCAAUUGUUGCCAAGAGAUUAGCAUCCCUUGGUGCUUUAACACAGGGAGACCGCAGGGCAGGGCCAUCUUUGAGUGCUUAUAAUUAUGAUAGUGCUUAUGGAAAGAGGGCCCUUGUGGUGAUGUAUAAAGGAAUAAUGGAGCAGGAUUCUCUGCCAGUUGUACCUCCUGGAUGUUCAUCGGAAAAACUAGAGACAAUCCAAGAUUUCAUUGUGAAGGCAAAAGCUGCUCUUGUGUCUGUUGGAAUAGUUAGGGACACAGUUCUUGCUAAUGGAAAAGAUUCUGGAAAGUUGUCUGGCCGUAUUGUUGACUCAGACAUGCAUGACGUUGGACGUUUCCUUAACCGGAUUUUAGGCUUGCCCCCUGAUAUUCAAAACAGGCUGUUUGAGUUAUUCAUCAGCAUCUUGGAUCUCCUUAUUCAGAAUGCACGCAUUGAAGGGAAUCUUGACUCAGGGAUUGUUGAUAUCAAAGCUAAUGUCAUUGAAUUGCAAGGAACUCCCAAGACUGUUCACGAGGAUCAAAUGUCUGGGGCAUCAACAGUGCUGUUUACUUUCACUCUUGAUCGUGGAGUCACGUGGGAGUCUGCAAGUACCAUGCUUGACGAGAAGCAAAAAGAUGGGCUUAGUUCAGCAAAUGAUGGGUUCUAUGAAUCUAGAAGGGAGUGGUUGGGGAGACGUCACUUCAUUUUGGCAUUUGAAAGUUCUGCUUCUGGAAUGUAUAAGAUAGUCCGUCCUGCUGUUGGGGAGUCAAUAAGGGAAAUGACCCUGUCAGAGCUUAAAAACAAGUACAGAAAAUUAUCAUCUUUAGAGAAAGCUCGUAGUGGUUGGGAAGAUGAAUAUGAAGUAUCAUCUAAACAGUGCAUGCAUGGCCCCAAUUGUAAGCUUGGUGACUACUGUCAAACUGGCAGAAGAAUACAGGAAGUAAAUGUAUUGGGUGGGAUCAUCCUUCCUGUUUGGGGCACUAUUGAGAAGGCCCUUUCUAAGCAGGCUCGCCAAAGCCACAAGCGGCUGCGUGUGGUGCGUAUAGAAACUACUGCAGACAAUCGCCGUAUAGUUGGGCUUCUUGUCCCCAAUGCAGCGGUUGAAUCAGUGCUUCAAGAAUUAGGAUGGGUACAAGAUAUUGACGAUUGAUAUGAACAGCUUUUUGCUCAAAGUGAUAGCUGUUUGUAUCCGUUAUCAUUCCUGCCAAGAUGCAACAUUUUUGAAGCAGGGAACGUAAAAUGUUUAAAGGAGCCCAUGCAAGGUUGUCACUGAAGAAGAGGAAAGAGGGGAAAGAAAAAGAAAAAGGCAUACUCUGCACCAUCCAAAGGCACUGUGCAGUCCCAUUCAUUGUGAUUUUUUUGAUUCUGGAAUCUGGCUCCAAUUUUUUUGUGAUAUAAUUUUGUAUAUUGUCAACAUUAUCACGAAAGGUGAAAGACGAUAGGUUACUAGGCUGUAUUGAUCAUAGUUCUGCUUGAACUAAUUUUGUAUCAAUAACCUUUCUGUUUUAAUUUAAAUAUUAGAUGAAAUAGAAAAUCCUUUUUGAAU
Molecule: messenger RNA, 4518 nt
Organism: Quercus lobata
Lineage: Eukaryota; Viridiplantae; Streptophyta; Magnoliopsida; Fagales; Fagaceae
Product: RING/FYVE/PHD zinc finger superfamily protein
Exons: 32
Coding region: 253-4122 (1289 amino acids)
Biological process (GO): regulation of DNA-templated transcription
Cellular component (GO): nucleus
Molecular function (GO): chromatin DNA binding; histone binding
Source: RefSeq, a predicted model, not a curated record